Molecule: messenger RNA, 2972 nt
Organism: Rattus rattus (black rat)
Lineage: Eukaryota; Metazoa; Chordata; Mammalia; Rodentia; Muridae
Gene: Tex261
Product: testis expressed 261
Exons: 6
Coding region: 80-694 (204 amino acids)
Biological process (GO): endoplasmic reticulum to Golgi vesicle-mediated transport
Cellular component (GO): endoplasmic reticulum membrane; Golgi membrane; COPII-coated ER to Golgi transport vesicle
Molecular function (GO): COPII receptor activity
Source: RefSeq, a predicted model, not a curated record
CGGGGACAGCACGGCAGCGGCCGCUCAGUGUCGCGGGAGCCGGACCGCGCAGGCCCGUCCCGGCGGCCCGGGGGGCGCCAUGUGGUUCAUGUACGUGCUGAGCUGGCUGUCGCUGUUCAUCCAGGUGGCAUUCAUCACUCUGGCCGUCGCGGCUGGACUGUACUACCUUGCAGAGCUGAUUGAAGAGUACACGGUGGCCACCAGCAGAAUCAUCAAAUACAUGAUCUGGUUCUCCACAGCAGUGCUGAUCGGCCUCUACGUCUUUGAGCGCUUCCCCACCAGCAUGAUUGGCGUGGGCCUUUUCACCAACCUCGUCUACUUUGGCCUUCUCCAGACCUUCCCCUUCAUCAUGCUGACAUCACCUAACUUCAUCCUGUCAUGCGGGCUAGUGGUGGUGAACCAUUACCUGGCAUUUCAGUUUUUUGCGGAAGAAUAUUAUCCUUUCUCUGAGGUCCUGGCCUACUUCACAUUCUGCCUGUGGAUAAUCCCGUUUGCUUUCUUCGUGUCACUCUCGGCUGGGGAGAAUGUCCUGCCCUCCACCAUGCAGCCAGGCGGUGAGGAAGGGCUUCUUAAGUCAGAUGACGUGGUCUCCAAUUACUUCACCAAAGGCAAGCGAGGCAAGCGCUUAGGCAUCCUGGUUGUCUUCUCCUUCAUCAAAGAGGCCAUCCUACCCAGUCGGCAGAAGAUAUACUGACCCUUUGGGGAGGGCAUGUGGGGGGCAAGACCAAUAGAGCCAGGCCCCUGGGACUCUGGGCUAAUAGUGCUGGGGCGCCUGGAGGGCGUCUUCUGCCAGCCCAGGUUUCCCUCCCCUCUGUUCUGAAGCCCCAUCCCCACCCUCCUCAGGAGGCUUGAAUGCUGCCAGGGGCACCAGAGAGGGUAGCAGAGCCUGCUAUGCCAGGAGGCUAUGUCCCCAGCCCUCCCCUCUCCAGAGUUGGGUCUGGUCAGAUGGGGCAGGCAGGGAAGCGUCUAUGAAGGUAGGGAACUGACAGCAAGUUCUCAGGCAGGUGACCAUAGGGAGGAGCUGAAGAUCGGCACUUCCAGAAAAAGUGCAUUUUGCUGUUGAAUUGUGGGCCUUGUCCAAUGCUGAUUCCCUUUUGAAUAAAGAUUCUAGGCGGCACUGUUUGCCUUAACACCCCAGGAGUUCAUCUUCUCUGCCUGCUAACCUUCUGCCUAGACUGGGCUAGCCUGCGCUAGGGACUCCUCUUCUGCCUCUUGCCCUUCUGAAGGGAUUCUCGUGCCCCUAAGUGGGAAGGGAACAGAGACGAGAAUGAGUGAGCAAAGGCAGAUUUUCUGAGGCUUCUCCUUCUUUCCGUGUCUCCUCCCUGAGACUGUGAUAGUCCAGAGUGGGGGAGGGGGUAGAAAGUUUAUGGCUGGGUUAGAGAUGCAGACCGUCUACAUAAUAUCCUAUUUAUGUCUUCCUUUGAGAAAAAGGAGAGAUUUCUUGGUAAAUUCUAUCUCAGGCUCAAUAUAAAAAUAAGCAUUGGCUUCUAGGCAGCCUAGGCUGUGGCCUGUUUCUUGAGAAAUGGGGCUGGGAAAGGCUGCCACUCAGAGCACACAGGCCUCACACUCACCUGCGCUUCUGGCUCCUGGAGGGACUUGAGCUCUGUCUUCUAAGAAGGUGGGCCUCAUCCCGGGCACAGACCAGCAUCUGUUGACCUUGCACUCCAGCUACAUACAGUGCCUUGCAGGGGCUCACAGUCCAUGGAGUGAAGGCCCCUCCCCUGACCAUACCUCACAGUGAGUCUGGCAGGUGCCAAGAUAGACAAAGCCUGGGGAAGGCCCCAGCUGGUGAACAUCUUCUUUCUCAUGCAUCCAUCAUCACAUUGGCUCUUGCAUUUUUGUCAAGUCUUGGCCUGCCGUUCCUUGAAUUUGUCUUGCAGCUACAGGUGAGAUGGCCAAACCAAUUUCUGCCACUCAGCUGGGUAAGGGACAUAGGCUGCUGCCCGCCGUGGGCUCAGGCUGGCCCACUUGUUUUGCUGUUCAGUUUAUCUUUGUUCAGACGGCUUUCCCAGGCCAACCCUGGUAGGCUCAUCACGCAUCACCUGCUGGGCCUUGGUGGAGCGGGAGGGGGCGGCACAGCUGAUGGUCUGCUUCUUGACUCACGUUUCUCAGUACUGGUGUGACUGUUGUCCCUUUACCUCUGUCCUUUCAGUCUCUGUUAUAUAGGCUUCUUUCUUGCCCUGUGCACACAGGGGCUCCUUGGCUGUCUUGUGGAUGUCCUCAGGAAGUGCAGCUGUGCUAGUGGCUUUAGGGAUGCUGUGGAGGAAGCCAGGGCCAGCCUUCAGUCCCAGCUACUUCUUAACCACAGUUCUGCUGCCUUCUGGGCACAGAGACAGUUUGAGCUCAGCAUCCACUCCGUUCACCUGCUCUUUGACACCUGUCUCUGGUCUCGAUGGCUCAGGAGCCAGGCCGGGUACUGCUUUCUCUUUCUGCCCUAUGCCUAACUGAUCUGCUCUCUGUAUUUGAGUCACCCUACUGUCAUCUCUCACCUCAUUUGUUUUGACAGUUUCCUGUAUUUAUCCUUUGACCAGCUGGGGUUCUUUCUGAAAUGCACAGUUGGCUGAGUCUUUUCUGCCCACCAACUCUCCCCAGCUCUCCACUGCCCUUAGGAUAAAGUCCAGACUCCUUAGUGUGGUGUAUGAGGCUCCUGGGUCCCUAUUAGCUUCAUCACUCAGCCUCCUGUAUGCAGAGACUAUGGCUCUAGCUGCUUUGAUUCCCUUCCUUCCACUUACUUUGCCACUUUUCCUCGGAGAUUUUAUUCCUUCCAAGGAGCCUCGAAUGUCCCCUCUCCUUCCCUAACCCCAGCUACCACACAGAUCCUUCUAGGCCUGCGAUAUGGUCUGCCCUGCUCCCCUACUAGACUGGAAGCUCCUCGAGGGCAGGGAAAGCCCUUGGGGUUUUUAUUAUCUACUACCUGAUUUUGGCGCCUGGCCCGAGGAAGGCACUCAAUAAAUGUUUUGUUUAAAGAGUGA